Molecule: messenger RNA, 1911 nt
Organism: Cajanus cajan (pigeon pea)
Lineage: Eukaryota; Viridiplantae; Streptophyta; Magnoliopsida; Fabales; Fabaceae
Source: RefSeq, a predicted model, not a curated record
AUGGCGCAACAUGCAUCAUUCUCUUCUCCUUCUCUAUCCAAAUACACUUACGAUGUGUUUCUUAGUUUUCGAGGUGAGGAUACUCGUUAUGGUUUCACUGGUAAUCUAUACAGUGCUUUGAGUCAAAGGGGAAUCUUUACCUUCAUUGACGAUGAUGUUCUACCAAAAGGCCAAGAAAUCACACCUUCUCUCCGCAAAGCAAUACAAGAAUCGAGGAUGUCCAUCGUUAUUUUCUCCAAAAACUAUGCCACCUCAACUUUUUGUUUGAAUGAGCUUGUCCUGAUCCUUGAGUGUUACACGAAACAAAACAUGUGGAUUUUGCCAGUGUUUUAUGAUGUUGAUCCAUCACACGUGAGACAUCAAAAAGGGAGUUACAAAGAUGCGUUUGUACAGCACGAACGUGGAAGAUUCAAAGAUGAUAUUGAGAAAGUAAAAAAAUGGAGGUUGGCUUUGCGUCAAGUGGCUGAUUUGUCUGGUUUGCAUUUCAAAAUUGGGAAAGAAUAUGAGUUUAAGUUCAUUAAAAAGAUCACAGAAGAUAUUUCUAGCAAGCUUAAUCGAUCUCCCUUGCAUAUUGCUGAUUAUCCUGUUGGUUUGAAAGCUCGGAUGCAACAGAUACAAAGGCUAAUGGGUGUUGCAUUUAUUGAAAACAAAGUGACUAUGCUUGGAAUUCAUGGAAUGGGUGGUAUAGGAAAAUCAACCCUUGCACGUGCCAUAUACAAUUUGAUAGUAGAUCAGUUUGAAGUUUCAUGCUUUCUUGCUGAUGUUAGAGAAAAUUCAUCAACAAAACAUGGCCUUUUGCAGAUCCAAGAGACAAUGCUUUCAGAAUUAAUUGGAGAGAGAAAUGUCAAGUUCGGAGAUGUACAUCAAGGAAUUCCAAUACUACAACAAAGACUCUGUCGAAAAAAGGUUCUUCUUGUUCUUGAUGAUAUUGACAAUAAGGAACAAUUGCAAGCAACUGUUGGAGGACUUGACUGGUUUGGUUUAGGUAGCAUUAUUAUUAUAACAACAAGAGAUAAGCAUUUGUUAGAUAUUCAUGGAGUUGAAAAGCUAUUUGAGGUCAAUGAAUUGGAUGAUAUUGAAGCUCAUAAAUUGUUUAGCUGGAAUGCUUUCAGAAACAAAGAAGUUGAUUCAAAUUACAAGGAAAUCAUAAAGCGUGCCAUAUAUUAUGCACGUGGCCUUCCCUUGGCUUUGGAAAUAAUAGGCUCAAACUUGUUGGGUAAAACAUCAGAUGAAUGGGAUUCUGCAUUAAAAGCAUAUGACAAAAUUCCAAAUGGAGAUAUUCAGAAAAUUCUUAGAGUUAGCUAUGAUAGCUUGGAUACUAAUGAGAGGGAAAUAUUUCUUGAUAUAGCUUGCUUCUUCCGAGGAUGCACUCUAAGACAUGCUACAAAUAUGCUUGAGGCAAGAGGUUUUCAUCCAAAAUUUGGUAUUAGAGUGUUGGAAGAAAAAUCACUUGUUAAAAUUGACAAACACGAUGGAAAAUUUGUGAUAAUGCAUGACUUGAUUCGAUCUAUGGGAAGGGAAAUAGUUAGACAACAAUCAAAUUGGCCUCAGAAACGAAAUAGGUUGUGGUUUUACGAGGACAUUAUUAGUGUUUUGGAGAAACAAUCGGAAAAUGAUGAAAUUGAAGCGAUGAUGUUGGACAUGCCAAAUGAUGAUCAAGAAGUGCAAUGCAAUCAAAAGGUGUUUAGAAAAAUGAAAAACUUACAAAUGUUGCUUAUAAAAAAGAAUGUUGCCUUUUUUAGAUGUCCUAAAGAUCUUCCAAUCAGUUUGAGAGUGUUGGAAUGGUUGGGAUACCCUGAAUCUUCUUUACCAACUAAUUUUUGUUCGAAGAAUCUUGUCAUACUCAAUUUGUCAUUCAGUUUCUUUCAAUGGGAUAAACCACUUCAGGUAUGUGCUACUAGUUAUAAGUAA